CCCUGGAGCACCCCGGGGUGACGUGGGGAGCAACGCCGAGCCUCGAGCUUCCUUUAAGCUCACGUUGACAUUGGUGAAUGUGUUUUGAAAGCAUCUCUUCCUGCAAGUAGAGGCCAUGGCCAGCGCAGGGGGAGCACAGGAUGGGGUUUCACUGAGCCCCCAGCAGUGCCAGGAGAUGGGAACGGAGCCCCGCAGGCCCCCACCGCUGCCAGGAAAAGCUUGGAGGUAACAAAACUGCUCUGCAAACAUCUCCCCAAAUGCACUUCCCGGCUGCACCCGCUUAGAAUGCUCCAGCCCAAAGCGUUGCACCGCAGUGAGACUUGUGGUUGCAGCAGGGCAAUAUUGUUCCCCGGGGCAGGGGGGAGGGAGGCAAAUCUGGGCUGAAGUCUGAUGAUGCUGGAAGCAGAAAACGGUGGGUUUUGGGAAAGUCAGCGUUGUUUCAGUACUGCUUAUAGCAGCAGGUUUGGAGGUGCAGGUUUGCACCGAGUCUGGCCAGAAUGGGGAAGUGCAGCCCCAUGGGUGGCCCCUUCUCACUGCUCCCCAUCCCCGCUCCGUGUUUGUGUGCUCCCCUCUUUGUGCACAGACCUCUGGAUCCCCCAGCCCCCGUCCUUGCUUGGGCUGGGAGGGAAGUUUUCCUGCUCUCACUCCAUACAUCCCCCCCAUCCAUCAUCUACCUUGUGGCCACCAACCACAGGGACCAGCAGGGCAGACCUGGGGUGCACCCCAUCCUUCUGCAAACACCCACCGGCGUGCAAAGGCCCCAUCAACUUCCACCAGCAGAACAGGGCGUGCAGUCACAGGAAACCCAAACUCCCUGCUUUUCACAAAAGCACGCAGACACGGCCUCCCUGUCCACUGCUUCCCCUUUUUCUUUACUCUCUGGAGCCGACAGCGGAAGCCCCUCGGGGGGCCGUGUGCUGACUCCCAGCUCUGUGCAGGGCCAUGGCACGCGCCCGCUGUGCCAGCCUGGACCUGGGGGGUUCCAUAGCAAACACCCCCGUGUUGGACACCCUGGAGGAGCACCCACCUCAGACCCCCACCUCAGCCCUCAUCUACAGCAACGUGGGAGAGCUGCGUGCCCACCUCGUCCCCACCAAGGCCAGCCGAGGGGACGGAGCCAGGAGAGCCCCCCCGCAGCCCAGCCAUGACCCCCUGCCUCCCCCCUUGCCCCAAAAGCAGCUGCAGCGAGCUGAGUCCCUCCCUGAGCCAGGCACAUGGCAGCCCUACCACCAAGACCCCCCGCAACAACUCGGCAGCCCUUGGCCUCGACAGAAGGAUGGGGCACACAGAAAACCCCUGACCAAAUCGCAGAGCCUGGGGGACACAAGGGGGGUGGUUCUGAUGCCCAACCUGGCAGAUCUGACAUUUGGGACAGGGGAUGCGGUGCUGGGCCCGAUCCUGCAGGGUCUGGAGGACCGGACAGGGCUGUGCGAGGCCAUGGUGGGCUGCCAUGCUGCUGGCCUGGCCCGGCUGUGUGCCCGUGCCAUGGAGGGGCUGAUGGGGUCCUGGGGGGGGCUGCAGGCCAAGCUGGCAGGGCAGGGCUGGGCUGCACUCAAGGUGCUGCAGCAGGAGCCAUGCUGCCAGAGCGGGGAUGCCUGGUAUUACCGUGUGGGGGUCACUUUUAGGAAAGAACAGCUGGAGCUCGCAGCCAAGGUCCUCAAGCCAGGCUGCUGCAGCACGGAGAUGCAGAGCUCCCUUGGAUCACACUGCAGCAUCCAGCGCAUCAUCAGCCGCUUCACCGACCGCCUCCCGGGGGCAUUGGUGCUCCCAGGUCACCCCAGUGAGCGGGGACUGUCCCCAGGCUGCCCUGCUGUUCCCCGUGUCCUGCAGGUCCUCCUUUCCCCAGAUGUGCCCUACCAGACCCUGGCAGGGUUUGUGGAGAGCUCCCGUGCAGUGCAUAGGAGCAGCCCUGGGCACUAUGAACGCCUGGCAUGCCUGCUCCUCCUGCAGCUGUGCACAGGGCUGGAGCACCUCAGGGUGCAGAAUGUGGGGCAGGGUGACAUCUGCCCUGAGAACCUGUUGCUGGUGCAGUGCCCGUGUCCCCCUGGCAGCCAGCAGGACAAGGAGGGGUCCGUGGGGCUGUCCCUUCCAAGGCUGCUCAUCAGCAACUUCUUCAAGGUGAAAGAUAAGACCAGGCCUUGUUCCACCAGCCAAGAGUGGGACUGGACCAAAGGGUCUGCUGCUCUCCCCACCCCGAUGGCAGAUGAGCUGAACGUAGGCAUGCUGAUCUAUAAGAUCUUGCACGUGGAUAUCUCCCUGGAAAAGGCUUUGGAUCUGAGAAGAAAUCAGCUUCCUGCAAUCCCCUCCCUGUCCAUCUAUUCCACGGGACUCAAGCAUUUGACCACACUGCUUCUCCACCGAGAUCCAUGCAAGAGGGUCUCCAUCAAGGAAGCCAGGCACAUCCUGCAGGUCCUGCUCUGGGGGCCUCGCCAGGAGCUCUUUGCUAAGAGCAGGAAGACGCUGGCCCUGCUCCAGAGCUGGCUGGAGAUGAAGAGAGCAUUGCUGCUGCUGAAGUUGGCUGAGAAGGCGGCCGGAGGGAGCCCUGGCCUCGAGGACUGGCUGUGCUGCCAGUACUUUGUGGAGGCCACCGAGCAGAUGCUCUACCAAGUCACCCAGACUCUUUACAUGCCAUAAAGACCAACCUGCCCAGGAGGCUCCCCAAAGCCAAGAGCCCAUGGAGGCUCCAGCUCUUAUCUCCCCAACUAAAGCCAGUCCUGGCUGGAAAAAUUCAUUUCCAAAUCUGAAACUGCUCCCACACAGCACGUGAACAGAUCUAAGCAAGGACCAAACCCUCAGCGCAGUACCUUGGCUGCCACGAUGCAGAUGUGUUUUUGCAUCCUCAGCUGAUUUUUGUUCAGUGCUUUGAGACCAGCUUAUCAGAGCCUCUCAGCAAAGAUAGCUGGAUGGAAGGCACAGGAUGAAGCAGCAGCUCAGCAGCUCAUUGCCCUGAGUUAAAGCAAAUAAAGCUCAGGCUUUUCCCAAAAAUCCCUCUUCUUGCAUGGCUGCUGUCAUUGUUUUAGAUAACAAUAAGAAGUCAUACAUUAUUGCUCACUUAAGACGCACUUAUGGGAGGAGAAACGCGACACAUCAUACAGCCGUGUCCUUUUUAGGAACAGCUUGUGGCAUAGUCACAAAUAGACUCGGAGGAGGAAAUAAAGCAGCCACACAGCUUCAAUAAAACCCAGAGCUGAGCCACUUAAACGCUGCUCCUUUCUGUGCUUUCUUACAGUGCUAUGCACCCUGGGGAUCUAACGUGGGAGGAUCAUGAAGCUGAAGUUCACUGCUCCGUGGCGAUGAGCUGGAGCUGCACUGAGCACUUGGGUUUGUAGCUGCUGGGAGAUGCCUGCAGGUCUGUAAGAGACCCACUCGAGGUCUACCAGGAGCCAGCAACCAGCACAUCCCAUGCAUUGCAUAGCAGUACCUCAAGGUGCAUGGGAUGUGGAGAAGUCCAUCCAUGAGAAAGACAGAAAUUUGAUCAUCCCAAAGGCCUGGCUGCAGCACAUGGGGUGGCAGAGAGGGAUUGGCACAUCAGGGGCACAAGCCGAUUGCACACAGCACUGGGCUGCAUGGCACCUCCUCCCCUUGCUGGGAAGCACUGCUCACUCGUGGGCAAGAUGCUUCCAUCUGACUCAGGCUGUGACUCAGCUGCGAGCAGUGCUGCACAGAGCCCCAUAACCACACCUGUCCCGGGGCGUGCGAACGGACACGUCUCAAGGACACGUUGCACGUGCACUCACUGCUCAGCACAGAGCAGCUCAGCACCUCGAUCCCCAACCCGGCCUGCACAGAGGGCGGGGUGUCAUGCAAGGCCCUGCUUGGGUAGCUGGUAUAAU
Molecule: messenger RNA, 3833 nt
Organism: Phasianus colchicus (ring-necked pheasant)
Lineage: Eukaryota; Metazoa; Chordata; Aves; Galliformes; Phasianidae
Source: RefSeq, a predicted model, not a curated record